GAAUUCAUGAUGGCCCUUGUUCGAAUGGUUCAACGUUCGACACUAUGACUCAAAUGUUGUAGUUGGGAGCUAAAUGGGUUACAGACGUCAUGCAAGUCUUCGUGAAACACGUACUAGUACCUCUGAUUGGAUUAUCAAUACGAAGAGAUUUGAGGACAGGGGUAAAGACCAGGUCUCAAUAUUUAUUGCAAGUGUCAGCCUAAGCCGGUUGAUAGCUGGGUGCCGCCCUGUCGGUUCCGUAAUCUCGAAUGAGGUGCAGCUCAAUAGAUUAAUGGUUUCCUUCAUUUUCUGCCGACGGCGCAGACCCAUGCUGGCCAACAGUAGGGAGAAACCUUGCGUCUCUGCAGAAAUCGCCGGUGCAUAACAAAUACAAAUAUUGAGGUGAAGUCCAUCCUCAUCAAACCUGAGCCGAAUUUGCUGAAUCCAGUGAAGCAGGCAUAAGUGAUUUCAGUGUGUGAAGAAGCCCGAUGAAACCCGAUGGGUCCAUUUCGUAGACAGUGUUUGUUCAAGAGAUGUAAAC
Dacryopinax primogenitus is the source of this 520-nucleotide messenger RNA. RefSeq lists its product as uncharacterized. The record is from RefSeq and is a predicted model, not a curated record. Bases 74 to 364 code for a protein of 96 amino acids. Lineage: Eukaryota; Fungi; Basidiomycota; Dacrymycetes; Dacrymycetales; Dacrymycetaceae. The transcript is spliced from 2 exons.